AUGAAGCUGCGCAUCCGGCUGCAGAAGCAGACCUGGCAGCUGGAGCUGCAGGAAGAGGAGCCGACGCUGGGGCAGCUGCGCGCCCAUGUGGCCCAGGUCCUGUUGCCCAGCUUGGGGUACAGUUCUGACACCCGGUUUGCAAUUUCAUUGAACAAGAAGGAUGCCCUCACUGCAGAUGAAGAGACCUUGUCUUCAUAUGGGAUUGUUUCUGGGGACUUGAUAUGUUUGGUUCUUGAAGAUGCCAGUCCAGCACCUAACUUGCCUUCAUCCACAGAUUCAGAGCAUUCCUCACUCCAGAGUAAUGACCACCCCUCUUUGGCCGCCAGCUCCGACCAGUCCAGCAAACAAGAUGAACCACUGGGAGAUCCAUUCCAGGGACAGACCUCGCAGUCCGAUGAUGCUGUGCCGGGGCCUAGUCAGAGUGUCGACAUGGAGUCUGUAGAGAUGGAUACCAUCGAGGUGGAAGAGGGCACAGCUUUCUAUCCUUCAGAACCGAUGCUCUGCAGUGAGACGGAGGAAGGGCAGGUGCCUCAUUCGCUGGAGAUCCUGUACCAGGCAGCUGCUUGCUCUAAUGCCAAUGAUGCCCUCAUCGUGCUGGUCCAUCUUCUCAUGGUGGAGUCAGGCUACAUACCUCUCGGGACAGAAGCCAAGGCGGUGUCCAUGCCCGAGCAGUGGCGCUCCGGCGGCGUGUACAAGCUGCAGUACACGCACCCGCUCUGCAACAGCAGCUGUGCUGGACUCACCUGCGUGCCUUUGGGGAACCUCGUCGUCGUAAACGUUACACUAAAAAUAAACAGUGAGCUUAAACCUGUAAAACGAUUGCAGCUGAGGCCAGAAUGUUUUAUUUGCAAGGAAGCACCAGAGGAAACUGCAGCCAAGGUUUACAAAGAUCUUCAGAAACUCUCCCGCCUCUUCAAAGACCACCUGGUGUACCCUCUCCUGGCUUUUACACGACAAGCCCUGAACCUCCCAGAUAUAUUUGGGCUGUUAGUGCUCCCGUUGGAGCUGAAGCUGCGGAUCUUCCGCCUUCUGGAUGUUCGCUCCGUCCUGUCCUUGUCUGCAGUUUGCCGAGACCUCUUCAGCACGUCAAAUGACCAGCUCCUGUGGAGGUUUCUGUAUCUGCGGGACUUUCGAGAUACUACUGCCAGAGCUCGAGACACAGAUUGGAAAGAUUUGUACAAGAAGCGGUACAAGCAGAGAAAAGCUGCCUGCAGAGGAAAGCUGGUCAUCAUCCAGGCAGGACCACCCCUCCCCAUCCCCGGUUCUCUGCUGCCUCCUGGCAUUAUUGGUGGGGACUAUGAUGCAAGGCCUAUGCUUCCCUUUGCCGGGCACCCAAUCAGAUCCAUCAUCCCUGGGCCUGGGGAGCUUCCCGGCCAGUUCCCUCUGCUCAGACCACGCUUUGAUCCAGUCGUUCCACUUCCGGGCCCAGACCCCCUCCAGCCUGGCCCAGGACGAGGCAAUGACAGGUUUCCCUUAAGGCCCGGCAGGGGUCAGCCAGCUGACCGUUGGCCUCCCUUCAUGUGA
Molecule: messenger RNA, 1524 nt
Organism: Elephantulus edwardii (Cape elephant shrew)
Lineage: Eukaryota; Metazoa; Chordata; Mammalia; Macroscelidea; Macroscelididae
Gene: FBXO7
Product: F-box protein 7
Exons: 9
Coding region: 1-1524 (507 amino acids)
Biological process (GO): autophagy of mitochondrion; positive regulation of autophagy of mitochondrion
Molecular function (GO): protein kinase binding
Source: RefSeq, a predicted model, not a curated record